GCUUCAGUUUCCUACAGUCACUCUACCAGGCAUCACUGCUUCACAAAGAACCUAAAAAAAUUACUCACAUAGGGCAGCACCAGGAGUAAAGGUUGGAAGUACCAAAGAAACAAAUUUAGCCUUGAUGUUGGGAAAAAUUUCCUAGGUCAGAACUGUCCAAAAGUGGAACAGGCCACUUCAGGGAGUAGAGCUUCCCCCACGCAUAAGGAUUCUUCAAAGAAAGGACAGACAACCACUUGUCAGGGAGAUGCAAAAUACCGUGGCUCAUUCGACUAAACAACUCAUAAGGAAACUUGGUGUUGUUGAAUUCUCUUCUUCUGUUGGACUGUGGUGAGCUAUUGGAUGUCACUCAACAGCCUCCAAUGCAAGAGAAGAUAGCCUAUGAAAACACUUGACAAAUACUAGACCUUAGAAAACCAGAGAACCUGAAUUCCAGAAAAAAAUGGAAACCUACUUAACAACAUCUUUUACAAGUGCUCCAACAAAUAAUUCAUACUGUGACCUUUAUGAACACCAAAAUACAGCAAAGGUCUUAAUGCCCCUUCAUUAUAGUGUUGUCUUCAUCAUUGGACUCCUUGGCAACCUAUUAGCCUUGAUUGUCAUUAUUCAAAACAGAAAAAAAAUCAACUCCACCACUCUCUAUUCAAUAAAUCUCGUCAUUUCUGAUAUACUUUUUACUACUGCUUUGCCAACUCGGAUAACCUACUAUGCAAUGGGAUUUGACUGGAGAAUGGGUGAAAUCUCCUGCAGGAUAACCGCUCUUAUAUUUUACAUUAAUACAUAUGCAGGUGUGAACUUCAUGACUUGUUUGAGUAUUGACAGAUUCUUUGCUGUGGUCCAUCCUCUCCGAUACAACAAGAUGAAAAGAAUCAAAUAUGCCAAAUGUGUGUGCAUUUUUGUUUGGAUUCUUGUAUUUGGUCAGACACUUCCACUACUCAUAAAUUCUAUGUCAAAGGAAGAAAAUGGAAGGAUAACCUGCAUGGAAUAUCCAAACUUUGAAGAAAUACAAAAUCUUCCCUGGAUUCUCCUUGGUGCCUGUUUAAUUGGUUAUGCUAUUCCACUUGUAAUCAUACUGAUUUGCUAUUCUCAAAUAUGUUGUAAACUCUUCCAAACUGCCAAACAAAAUCCACUAACUGAAAAAUCAGGGGUAAACAAAAAGGCUCUCAACAUAAUUAUUCUCAUAAUUAUUGUUUUUAUUGUCUGUUUCACACCUUAUCAUAUUGCAAUUAUCCAACAUAUGAUUAAGAAGCUACAAAAAGAACCAGUCUGUAAGGAACAACACAUUUUCCAGAUUUCCCUCCAUUUUACUGUAUGCCUAAUGAACUUCAACUGUUGCAUGGACCCUUUUAUAUACUUUUUUGCAUGUAAAGGUUACAAGAGAAAGGUUAUGAAAAUGCUGAAACGUCAAGUUAGUGUGUCAAUUUCAAGUGCUGUUAAGUCAGCUCCUGAUGAAAACUCACGUGAAAUGACAGAAAAUCAAACAAUGAUCCAAUCUAAGUCUUUAAAUGGAAGGUAAUGAUUUACAAGAAAAAUUUCUGUUCAAUUAACUUUUCAGGACCUCUCACUGAGGAACAUGACUUUUCAGCAUUCAAAAUGGGAUGGUUACUUAUAAAGUAAUGGGUAUGGAAAAAAGAAAAACACAAAAGCACUGGCCCCAAAGACAGAAUGCCAUAUAACAAAGGCUCUUCAACUAUAUAUAAUAAUGAUGAUUCUAAGAUGUGAUGAAUCUGAAAAAUUACCCUCUCCAAGAUAUUUUGAGAACUGGACCAACUGAGCCAAGAAAAGAAAAAAGUCAUUUAAGAAAUGCAGAAGGAUCUGAGUGCCAACAACGGAAAA
Dromiciops gliroides (monito del monte) is the source of this 1836-nucleotide messenger RNA. It is a transcript of the gene GPR183, whose product is annotated as G protein-coupled receptor 183. The record is from RefSeq and is a predicted model, not a curated record. Gene Ontology annotation, molecular function: G protein-coupled receptor activity; oxysterol binding. The transcript has 4 exons. Gene Ontology annotation, cellular component: membrane. Gene Ontology annotation, biological process: G protein-coupled receptor signaling pathway. NCBI's taxonomy places the organism in Eukaryota, Metazoa, Chordata, Mammalia, Microbiotheria, Microbiotheriidae. Bases 443 to 1516 code for a protein of 357 amino acids.